Messenger RNA from Dama dama (fallow deer), 1842 nucleotides. Its product is annotated as zinc finger protein 501-like. The record is from RefSeq and is a predicted model, not a curated record. Gene Ontology annotation, molecular function: RNA polymerase II cis-regulatory region sequence-specific DNA binding; DNA-binding transcription factor activity, RNA polymerase II-specific. Bases 301 to 1842 code for a protein of 513 amino acids. Lineage: Eukaryota; Metazoa; Chordata; Mammalia; Artiodactyla; Cervidae. Gene Ontology annotation, biological process: regulation of transcription by RNA polymerase II. The transcript has 2 exons.
UUUCAGUCAUCACCGUCUGCCGCGCAGUGUAUCUUUGUAAGCAAUGACUCACAUCAGUUUUUGAAACACACACGUUCUCUGAGGGGAAAUGUGGAAAAUCUGGAAGGUCAUCCAGUCUCUACUCCAAAUGCUCGUUCAAACCACUCUGAACAUAGACUUCGAUCACACAUACAUUCAACCACGUCUGGAAAGGAGAAGUUUACAAAUGAUGGGGAAAACUCACAAUAUAAUCAACUUGAGGGGUCUGUGAGCUGCAGGUCAUUAUUCUUCCACCAACAGACAGGUUCUCUCCAAUCCAAAAUGUGUAAUGUUGAUAAUAAUGGAAGAGACUUAAUUCAGCCAUCACUGUUUGAUACAUAUCAUGGUAGGGUUAAUAUUAAACAACUUUUCAUGUGUAAUAACACGAGUCAGGCCUUAAGUAGGAGCUCCAAAGCCAAUAGUUCCCAGAGUAUUUAUGAUGGAGCAAGAAACUGUUCAUGCAAUGACAGUGGAUAUAACAUUGGACAAGACUCUGAUCUUAGGAAACACCAGGCACCUCAAUCUUCAGAUAAGGAUUCUAAAAGUAAUACAUGUAGGAAUAUCUUUUAUCGGGCAUCAGGUCUUUCACUAAAUAAGAGUACACAUACUGGAGAGAAGACUUACAAUCAUAGUGAAUAUGAUGUUUCUAAUCAGUCUUCAGAACUUAUUCAACAGCAGAGUAUUCAGAAUCCACAGAAAAACUACAAGUGUAAGAAAUGUGAGAAAGUCUUUACUAAUGCACUCAAUCUACAUAAACAUAGGGAAAUUCAUACUGGAUGGAACACUUUCAAAUGUACAGAAUGUGACAAAGCGUUUAAUCAGAGUUCAAAACUUAGUCAACAUCAGCGAAUCCAUGUUGGCCAGAAGUCUUAUAAAUGUAAGGAAUGUGGCGAAUGCUUUAGUCAGCACUCAAGUCUUACUUACCAUCAGAGAGUCCAUACCCGGGAGAAGUCUUUUAAAUGUAAGGAUUGUGGCAAAGCCUUUAAACAGUGCUCAUGUCUUCAUAAACAUCAGGUAAUUCAUGCUGGAGAGAAACCUUAUAAAUGUCAAGAAUGUGGAAAAGCUUUCAGUCAAUACACAACUCUUAUUAAACACCAGCAAAUUCAUAGUGACGAGAAGCCUUAUAAAUGUAAGGAUUGUGGCAAAGGCUUUAUACAACGCAGAGGUCUUACUUGCCAUCAGAGAAUUCACACUGGAGAGAAACCAUAUAAAUGUCAAGAAUGUGGAAAAGCUUUCAGUCAAUAUGCAACUCGUAAUAAACACCAGCGAAUUCAUACUGGAGAGAAGCCUUAUAAAUGUAAGGAUUGUGGCAAAGACUUUAGCCAGGGCUCGGGCCUUAUGUACCAUCAGAGAGUUCAUACUGGAGAGAAGCCUUAUAAAUGUAAGGAUUGUGGCAAAGGCUUUAGCCGGCACUCAGGUCUUACUUGCCAUCAGAGAAUUCACACUGGAGAGAAACCUUAUAAAUGUCAAAAAUGUGGAAAAGCUUUCAGUCAAUGCUCUACUCUCACUCAACACCAGCGAAUUCAUACUGGAGAGAAGCCUUAUACAUGUAAGGAUUGUGGCAAAGACUUUAGGCGCCGCGCUGGUCUUACUCGCCAUCAGAGAAUUCACACUGCAGAGAAAACUUAUAAAUGUAAAGAAGUUGCAGCUGAAGGUGAAAGAGCUGUGUGGAUGCCUUUAAAGGUAUUUUCUCAGCCUGAUGCGAGUUUGGGACAUAAUAUCCCCAAAGAAGACGCAGAGCAGGAGGAAGAAGACGAGGAGAUGGCCGCUUCUCAGGUGAACGUCCUGUCCCGGGUCGGGGGCUGUGUCUGCGUUUCCUCCUGA